This is a messenger RNA of Dentiscutata erythropus, 501 nucleotides long. The record is from the annotation of a GenBank genome assembly. NCBI's taxonomy places the organism in Eukaryota, Fungi, Glomeromycota, Glomeromycetes, Diversisporales, Gigasporaceae.
AUGACCCAAUCCAAGCUUUCAAAGAAUUUGGAUGGCCCUGCCCUUUUUCAGCCAAAGGCUAAAAAAGAUAAAAUGAAAAGACAAGUAAUUCGUUACUCUGGUAAAAAUUACUUGAUGGGUAUUCCAACCCAUGACAAUUUAGUUACAGAAAACAAUGAAGGAUUAACAGCAAUUCUUGAAGAUGCUUUAUCUAAGCAUCAAGAUAUUCCAUUUAUGGCCAUUGAUGUGCAAGAGUCUACUGAAUUCACAAAUGGUCAAGCCUGGUAUGUAUUGCGUCUCUAUGGCCCUUUCAUCAAUGGUCAGAAAGCAGUUGUUUCAAUAACGGGAAUUCAAGUAUUCUUUAAUAUUCUCGUACCAGAUGAGGAAUCUACAGAUACGUUUGAGGCGAAAAUAAGAGGCAUCCUCUCCAAUGCGAUAAAAUCGUUUGAAAUAGAGCAUAUAAAGACAUUUCCAUUUCGUGGUUAUCAUGCAGAAAAAAAGUCAUAUUUGCGCAUUUACGCA